CUUUAAUUUUCGUUUUAUUAUUAUUAUGAAACCCAUAACUGAUAUAUGAAAUAUAAAUCUGGAAUACAUCACAAUCAAGAUUGAAUCCUACAAUGGCCACAUAUGGUGCUGAAAGUUUUGCCCAGCACUAUAUUGAGUGCGAAAACUGUGAGGAAAGUCCUGCACAAUAUCUUUGUAAAACUUGCGCAGGUCAUCUGUGUGAGACUUGUAAGACGGAACACAUGAAACGGAAAAUUACAAAAAAUCAUGAUAUUAUUCACCUGAUCUCAGAUAAAGGCGAAGGAAUGGAACUUCUCUAUUGUUCAGAACACACAACCAAAAAACUCGAUUGUUUUUGCUGUCCGUGCGAGAAGCCCGUUUGUGUUAAAUGUUUGAUGGAAACCCACAAUGGUCAUAAAGUAGACAACCUGGCCACUGUGUACAAAAAAAUCAAACAGGGGCUUGAAAAAGAGAAGGAAGAAAUCGAAACAUCACUUCUGCCAAAAUACAGAGAAUUGUUAUCAGAGGAAAAGGAUAAGCAAUCCGAGAUAUCAAAGAAAACUAAUGAGGUACAGAAGGAAAUAGAAGAUCAUGCAGAAAAAAUAAUUAACAAAAUUAUAAUGAUUAAAGAAAAAAAAAUAAAGGAUCUCCGAAAAGAUGAAAAAAUGGUUUUGGAUUUAGCUGAAGAUGCAAAACAAGAGCUCGAAAAUAGAAUUGGACAACUGGAGAAAAUUUUAACUCAAAUAGAUAAUAAUAUUGGAGCAAAUCCUGGAAUAACUUUUUUUCGGGCUAUAGAUGAGAGCCAAGUGAAUGAAAUCAGAAAAUUUCCAAGAAAGCGUAUAUAUAAACUUGACAAAUUUCAUGCUGGAAACAUCGAUAGAAUAGCUAAAGAGGAAUACUUUGGAAAUUUGCCGAAUUUUCAAGUUGAAAGAGAACGUUCGAAUAGGCAGAGAAAAAGAACCCAUGUUCGUAGAACGCUAUUGAAUUUCGAGAAAGAUCGUGUAUCGGAAGGGUCUAUUCAUAGUGAUGAAGAAGAUAUCCAAUGGCAACAAAAAUGCGCUGACGCAUUUUAUCGUAUGUCUCAAAACACUAUACUUACUGACGAAGAAGAAAUCCCAUGGCCACACGAAGGUGAUGACGAAUUUGAUCGUGAAUCGCAAAGGUCUAUACAUACUGAUGAAGAAGAAAUCACACGGCCAUAUGAUAUUGAUGAUGACUCAUAA
Molecule: messenger RNA, 1202 nt
Organism: Saccostrea cuccullata (small rock oyster)
Lineage: Eukaryota; Metazoa; Mollusca; Bivalvia; Ostreida; Ostreidae
Product: E3 ubiquitin-protein ligase TRIM45-like
Exons: 2
Coding region: 93-1202 (369 amino acids)
Molecular function (GO): zinc ion binding
Source: RefSeq, a predicted model, not a curated record